Molecule: messenger RNA, 723 nt
Organism: Aureobasidium musti
Lineage: Eukaryota; Fungi; Ascomycota; Dothideomycetes; Dothideales; Saccotheciaceae
Source: the annotation of a GenBank genome assembly
AUGGCACCUGUUCUCUUCAAAGUCAAAAUCCAUUCGGACACGAUUUGUCCCUGGGUACAUUUAUCCUUGACCAUUUACACACACCAAAGCGCUAACAGCAGCCAAACCAUCAGUNGCUACAUCGGUCUCAAAACAUUAGAACAAGCGAUAUCUCUCUACCAACGCACCUAUCCCAAUGGCUCAAAAGACAAUUUUCGCAUAACCUGGUCACCCUACUACCUGGACCAAUCUGCACCUACUCCAGGCAUUCUUGCCUCAACCCGCAUAGCCCAGAAAAACGGCAUCGAGCGUGCAGAAGGAAUUACGAUGAGAUUGAAACGUGUAGGCAAAGCUUACGGUAUCGAUUUCACUUUCGCUGGCAAGGUCGGCAAUACCAGAGAUUCGCACAGGCUCAUGUACCUUGCGGUUCUAAAGGGCGAAGAAGUGCAGAUGGCACUUGCAAAGGAGUUGUUCAGGGUUCACUUCGAGGGCGAUGCUGAUGUGAGUUCUCACGAUGAUUUGAUUGAGGCCGGUAUUGCUGUUGGUCUUGCGCGCAAUGAGGUAAUGGAGUGGUUGCAAAGCGAUAACGGUAAAGUUGAAGUUGAUGAGGAGGCACAGCGAGCCAAAGACUCUGGAGUCAACUCGGUGCCGACUUUUGAGAUUAACGGUAGAAGACUUGAAGGUGCGGAGGAUCCUUCAGCCUUCUAUGAGUUGUUCGCGAGUAUUAAAGCCGCUGAUUUAUAG